Messenger RNA from Hermetia illucens (black soldier fly), 1539 nucleotides. Its product is annotated as odorant receptor 33a-like. NCBI's taxonomy places the organism in Eukaryota, Metazoa, Arthropoda, Insecta, Diptera, Stratiomyidae. The transcript is spliced from 3 exons. Gene Ontology annotation, cellular component: plasma membrane. Gene Ontology annotation, molecular function: olfactory receptor activity; odorant binding. Bases 128 to 1309 code for a protein of 393 amino acids. Gene Ontology annotation, biological process: sensory perception of smell; detection of chemical stimulus involved in sensory perception of smell. The record is from RefSeq and is a predicted model, not a curated record.
CUGUCAUCAGGCUUGUCCAGAAUUGCUCACUUAAAAGGUGGUUAGUGUGUUUCGAACAGGGAAUUAGUAAGUACAUCCGCUAAUAGUAAAAAGUUUGAAAUAUAAACCAGCAUAGAAAAAAGUUAAAAUGUCCUUGAAAAAUUCAAUAGUAUUACUCGGCUCGAAAAAUUCUUUGGAAAACAAAGUUGAAAGUAUUCGGGCUUUUGGAAUCGUUCAUUUUACUUUGAAGUUCCAAGGAUUAGUUAUAAAUGAAGACUAUCUCCUCCGACACAAAAUACAUGUUGUUACCAAUUUUAUUCUUACAAAUAUUCUCUAUUACGCCUCGUUUACCAUCGAGCUGUUCUUCGUUAAAAAUUUGAGACAAUUAUUGGAAAAUAUUGCUAUGAAUAUCUGUGUGACAGCGUGCUCCGUCAAGUUCCUUGUAAUUCUGAAACUAAGACCUAGCCUCAUCGAAAUGAAUGAACACUUGAAGCGUCUGGACAGUCGACCUAUGACGGAUAAGCAAAAGGAUAAAUUGAGGAAGGAAAUCAACUUUUGCAGGUUGACUUCCUUGAUGGUUGUCGUGUUCUUCUUGGGGGUCAAUUUAACGCAUACCCUUGCUGCGGCCCUCUCGCAUGGCACGAAACUUGGAUUUGAAACUUGGUUCCCAUAUGAUUGGAGUAAGAAUGCCUUCCGCUAUUGGGUUUCGUUGUUUAUGCAGACGAUAUUUCAACUACAAAUGGGACUGGAAGAUGUAGCAAAUGAUUUUAUUGGGGCGUUGUAUCUGAAUGUGUUGAGCGCCCAUUUACAGAUAAUAAUGGAACGGUUUGCUAAUAUUCAUUAUGAUCCAGAGAAAACGGACGAAGAAAGCUUUCAAGACUUCAUACAGUGUCUAGAGGAUCACCGGAUUAUAAUGAGACUCUUCGAAAUAAUACAAAGAACUCUCUCCUUUACAAUUUUCAUUCAAUUCAUCACAUCUAUUCUCGUAUUUUCAACUACGGGUCUCAUAUAUCUGAGAUUCUCACCAUCAUCAACCGAAACUGCGGCAGUAUUUAUUUUUAUGGUGGCGGAAAUUGCAGAAAUCUAUCCAUCUUGUUACUAUUCAAACAAGUUUAUGGAACAAACGGAUCAGAUUGUUUUCAUGCUCUACUCGUCAAAUUGGAUGGACUUAUCACCAAGAUUCCGAAAACAUCUUAUUAUAUUCAUGCAGAUGACGCAGGAAAAAAAAAUUAUAUUGGCUGGAAAACAGAUACCAAUAUCUUUGGUUACUUUCAUGUCGGUAAUGAAGGCUAUGUACACAUUGUUAACGAUCCUAAACCCAUCAGAGUGAUGAGCAGUGAGGACACCUUUUAUUCAAAAGUAGAGAUUUGAAGUGAAGCAACUGCGGUUCGAUGAGACAUAUAAACAUUGUUUCUCAUUGAACUAUUUAGGAAGAAGAGAUGUAGCCGGAAUCAACCUUUUGUUCUUUUUUCACGCCGUCAGUUAUUUUACACAAUGCAAUCAAUAUUGUAUCACUGAGUCAAUAAAAAGUUUACAAUAAUAAUUAUAAUAAAACGUUGU